Blepharisma stoltei is the source of this 2559-nucleotide messenger RNA. The record is from the annotation of a GenBank genome assembly. Lineage: Eukaryota; Ciliophora; Heterotrichea; Heterotrichida; Blepharismidae.
AUGGAGGGAUUCUUGAAGAAGUGAACUAACUACGUUUAUGGCUGGAGAAAACGGUAUUUCGUCUUACAAAAUGGAGUUUUAAAAUACUGCAAGAAAAAAGGAGGCACGCUGAAAGGUACAAUAGUUUUAAACAACUCACAAAUUCAAUCCCACACUAAUCCGAAGAGGUUUAUCAUCACAACUGGGGUUUCAUCAAUCCAUUUCAAAGCAGAAAACCCCAUCCAAGCAAAUAAGUGGAUCACAGCCCUUACUCCCCCUCCUUUAAAUUGGAACAAAAAAUUUUGUUCCAAUUUAAAGGGGGUUAAGAAAAUUUUUUUAAAAAAAAUUUCAAAAAUUUAUCGAAUUAGAUUAAUAAAUUUGUUUAAUAAAAUUCUAUUUACUCUUUAUCCUUAAAAAAAAAGCAAGAUAUAAUUAAUUGUUAUUAUUAGAUAAUACGCCACGAUUAAUUGGUAUCAAAACUAUUGCACAAAAAUUAUUAUUUUUAUUGAUAAAAAAAAGAUUAAAAAAAAAAAUUAGGAAAUUUAUCGAUCAAAGUGCUAAAUUUGUUUAAAUAAUAUGCUAUUUUUACUUUAUUCUUUAAAAUAAAUCAAGAAAUAAGUAAAUUUUGAAGUUUUGCAAAGAAUUCACAUUGAAUUUAUAUCAAAAUUAUUUAAAUAAAGAAUAUCAUUUUUAUCCAAAAAAAUAAAAAUUAAAUUUUCUUAAAAUUUUAGCAAUUAAGGAUAUUAAAUUUAUUUAAAUAAGAUGCUCUUUAUACUCUCUUCUUUAAAAAAGAGCAAGAUAUAACUAAAUUUUUAAUUUUAGUUAAGAAGAAACAUUUAACUUAUAUCAAAACUUUAUACAUAAAAUUAUGAUUUUUAUAUAUAAAAUUUUUUACUAUAAAAUUAAAAUUUUGUUCCAAUUUAAAGGGGGGUUAAUUUAACGAAAAAGUGGAAAUUUUACCUAUAUUUUGUUCCAAUUUAAAGGGGGGGAGUUAGAAACCAGCAAAAUGCCUCUAAAUCUCUCUCAUUAGGCUGCCUCACACCUAGAAGCUCAGAAAUCCCAGCCCCAUCCGGAGGUAGCACAAUUGCAAUGAAAGUUGGCGAGCUCUGAGGGAUCCAUGCCCAAAUGCAAGAAGCUGUUGACAUGAUCCCUAAACAUGAGAUAAGGCGAAUCCCAGGGCUCGAUACAGUGAUUAUUCUUACACAAGCAGUAAAAAGAAUUUCAGCAGAAAUUUUAGAAGCCCUUGAUGUUGAAGAAAUAAGGAGGAGCACCAUUUCCAAUACUCAAAAAUCCCCUGGACUGGCUCCAGAAAACCAUGAUACAUAUAGCGGGUUCGAUAAUAAUUUGGACGACUCAGAAAAGAUAGAAGAAGAAUAUGAAAAAGAAAUUGAGUUUCACGAUGCAAGAAGCCACGCUUCAAACCUUUCAAUCAACUCAGAAGGAGAAGAAACAUUGGUGAUUGCUCCUCAUAGGAAGUGCUUACCUGUUUUAAGGAACCCAAACCAGAAAUUUAAUAUUUGGAAAGUGAUAAAGGACUCUAUAGGAAAAGAAAUGAGCAAAAUUACAGUCCCUGUGUAUUUUAAUGAACCUUUAAGCUUUUUGCAGAGGUUCUGCCAAGACUUGACUUAUUCUGAUACUGUAGAUAGAGCUUCCGAGGAACCUGACCCUUUGCUAAGGCUUGCCUUAGUUGCAUGCUUUGCUGCUAGUGGGUAUGCAGGCACUGAAAGCCGCACAAUGAAGCCAUUCAACCCACUGCUUGGAGAAACUUUUGAGUUAGAAAAAAAUGGUCUUAGAGUGAUUUCUGAGCAAGUUAGUCAUCACCCUCCAGCUUCAGCAAUUCAUUGUGAACAUCCUGCUUUUACUUUCUGAGGAAACACAGAGGUAAAAACAAGCUUUAAAGGAACAUAUUUGCAAGUAAACCCAACAGGAACUUUCCAUCUAAUAUUGAGGCCUUAUAAUGACCAUUUUAUUUGGCAUAAAAUAAAAACCAAUGUCCAUAAUAUAAUUAUGGGCAAAAUAUAUGUUGAAAACCAUGGAGAUUUAGAAAUGUCAAAUUACUCCACAGGUGACCGGGCAACUCUUACUUUUAAGAAAAAAGGCUGGUUUGAAAAAAGCACUCACGAAGUAACUGGCUUUGCCUAUGACACAAAUGGAAAUGCUGUUUAUUCUAUUGAAGGAACAUGAAGCAAGGGGUUAACAAUCAAACAUAUUGAGACUGACAGAACAAUUGUAGGCUUUGAAGUAUAUCCAAAUCCUCCAGAUUUUGAACAAAGCUACUUUUUUACUGAUUUUGCUUUACAAUUGAAUCUACCUCCUGAAUAUGUACCUGGGCUACCGCCAACUGACGCCAGACUUAGACCUGAUCAAAGAGCCUUGGAAAACGGAGACUUGAAGCUAGCUGCAGAAGAAAAAGUAAGAGUGGAAGAGAAACAAAGAGAAGCAAGAAGAAAGCGAGAAGAAGCUGGAAUUGAGUAUAAACCAUCAUGAUUCUAUUAUGAAAAUAAUGAAUGGAUAUAUAAUGGAGAGUAUUGGAAUAGAAGAAAAGCCCAACAAUUCGAAGGCUUGCCAGAUAUAUUUUAA